This is a messenger RNA of Akanthomyces muscarius, 819 nucleotides long. RefSeq lists its product as uncharacterized. Lineage: Eukaryota; Fungi; Ascomycota; Sordariomycetes; Hypocreales; Cordycipitaceae. The record is from RefSeq and is a predicted model, not a curated record. Bases 1 to 819 code for a protein of 272 amino acids. Gene Ontology annotation, cellular component: transcription factor TFIIH holo complex. The transcript has 2 exons.
AUGGAAGACGAGCUCACACCCCAGUCCGGGGGGUUCAUUCCACCUACAGGCCUGCUCUCACCCACACUCUCGACAGCGUCAUCGCGUGGCGCCGCCGCGCUGCCACAUCCUAGGCAAAGAGCGCUGAAUCCCGGCGGCAGCAAAGAAGACAUUGUGCGGCGGUACGUCGAAGAAACACUAUUAGAUGUAUCGCGCCGCUAUGUCAAGAAGUUUAGUGGUUCGGAUCCCGACGAUGGCGUCGCCGGUUACACGAGUUUCAUCGAGGUUGCAAAGCAGCUGGAGGAAGUAGUCGACAUGCUGUGGCGCUCCGGCACUCCAUUUUUGCAAAUACCAUUUCUGCUGAAGAUAGGCGGCGACUUUACCCAAUACGUGCGCUCUUUUCCCGCCGCGCCAAGGGCUACGUUUCAUCUUCUCGAUAAAAUGGACCAUUGCUUUGCCAGUUUAUUAUGUGGGCAGGAUGUUGAGACGCAGGAAGCUCUUCCAGGUUUCGAGAAUGGGUUGCGCGGCGGCAUGACUACGACAGACAUGGUGCGCUGCCGCAGCCUGGUCGAGACUACGCGGGUCCUUAUGGUAGAGAUUAUGAGCAACGAUACGGGCGAGGAUGAGGAUGAGGAUGAGGAUGACAACGAAGAUGAAGACGACGACGACGAUGACGACGAGCUUGGUCUGGAAACAACGGCGAAUAGGGCUGAGCCCAAGGAAAGGGUAGCUUGGGACCCUGAUCAAGACCGCAUCCACCUCGAUGCCGCUCGCGUUUACGAAAAGACUAUUGUCCAACUGGGCAAUAGACUCGGGGAUGGCGCACUGGGAUCUGCAUAA